ACCCUCUUUGAGAACGAUCUCACGAACCAUUACAACACGUAUUUUUCGUCCUACAUUAUUCGCAACAAGAACUUUUAGUUAUGCUAAACCACUUUAUCAACAAGAGGAUCAUCAAAAACUUUUAGAGUAUCAAAGGAAAAAAAGUUUAUUGAAAAAAAAAUUCGCUGACGAGUUUGCUGCUAAAAUUACUCGUCCGGCACCAUUUUGGGAAGCAAACGCUGUUGUUGAAGACGAAAUUAAAACUAUGUCGCUUAAUGACUUUGAAGAUAAAUUCUUGAUAAUGCUAUUUUAUCCAUUUGAUUUUACAUUCG
Molecule: messenger RNA, 311 nt
Organism: Ambispora leptoticha
Lineage: Eukaryota; Fungi; Glomeromycota; Glomeromycetes; Archaeosporales; Ambisporaceae
Source: the annotation of a GenBank genome assembly